AUGGCUCUCCAAACUCUCCUACGCUCCCAAGAGACCCAAUUCGUGUUGACGGGUAUCUUGGCGUAUUAUGCUAUCCUCAGUGUGCUCCAUCAGUUUAUGAAGCGUGCUUUCCGGGGCCUCUACCUGCCGCUCCUCGAACAACUCGGCACACGCAAGACGCUGCAACUCCUCGUCUUCCUCAUCGGCGUUGCGAUCGCCUUGACGACGGCUCCGCUGUGUGGCCACGCAUUUCUUUCCUACCCAGCCAGCCAGAAUGGCUUCUCGACAAGUCCUCUGACGCUCGACUCCAAAGUCUGCGUUGGGGCGCGGGUUGUGAUGUGGAUUGCCGAGAUGCCGCUGCUCGGCGGCACGCACUUUUACCUGGUCCACCACAUCCUGUCCCUCACAUCGCUGGGCAUCGUCCUGUCCAACAAGCUCAACAUGGCGCCCAUCUAUCUCAUCUAUGCUGGACUCGUCACCGAGGUGUUUUCCAGCUCGCGGGCCUUUAUCCGCAUGUCCGGCCUGCACCACAAGCACCCGAAGCUCUUCACCCACAUCACGUCCAGCAACGCCGUCGCCAUCCUACUCUUGCGGGCCCUGCCGGCGGCAUAUCUGCUGCAGACGCAGCUCUUCCGACCGGCGCUGGCCACCAACGUGGGCCUGGCGUACUUCAUCACCGUCGUCUUCUACGCGUGCUUCGUCACGUACAUUGCCUACAAGCUGCUCGCCGGACAGGGAUACGUCUCCCUCAAGCCCGCCAGCCCGGCGCACUUUGCCCUGAAAAACGGCAGCGAGAUCAGAAAAAUCUCCGUCUACAGCGUGCUGCUCGGCGCGGCCAUUGCGGCGACGGAGCUCUCGGCGGCCACCAUGUACGAGCUGGCCAGCGGCGACGCGUUUCCGCGCAGGGAACUGUCCAACCUGGCGGCCGUCGGCCUCGGGACGGUGGUGAGCGGCCUGCUGGGCGCAAAGUUUAUGAACCAGGUGCUGUCGGUACCGGUCGGGAGACUGACGGAAGAGCAGAAAAAGAGUGUUGCGCCGCCGCCACCGCCGCCCGCGGUUCCAGGCGUGUCCCCUCGAUUUUUCCCGGGCUACAAGGGCAUUUCCAUCCAGGGGGCCAUUCUUUUCUCUGCGCUCUGGCUGAACGUUUGCCCGCUGCUGGGCCUCCAGGUCAACCACAGGAUCCUCUUCGGCGCCGUCGGAAUGAGCCUGCCCGUGGGCGAGGCCAUUGGCCGGGUCGGCUGCUACUUUGCGGGGUGCUGCGGCUCGACGCGCAAGGAAAAGUACCCGGCCAUCCAGCUGCUGGCCGCUGCACUCAACACGGGCAUUUUCGGCCUCAAAGUGAUGGAUCUCGCAAACCAAGGGACGUCCAAGAUUGGCGAUGUUGGCCUGGCCGCAGUGCUCGCCAACGGCGCCGUGCGGCUUGUGCUCAACCCGCUGCGGAGCGACACGGCAGAGAUGCUCUUUAGUCCCGCCAGCAUGUUUGCCCUGUCCCAGAUCCUCUUGUCCUCGUCUCUGCUGACGCUGGAGAGGACGGGGGGAGGCAUGGACCCCUUGUCGGCCCUCGUGGCCGUCGCCGGUGCGACGUCCACCAGCAUCUUCCUCUGCCGCAUCGCCGCCUUGGCCUGGGAGAUGGCGGCGACGGAGCUGAAGAAGUGGAAGCUGAGCCAGUACGCUCGGAUGGAGAACUUUGUCUACGCCUUCAGUAUCGCAAUCUUCAUGCUGGUCACGAAGAGCAAUGCGGGGGGUGAAGUGGCACGCGCCGGGAGGCUGUUCCUCCGAAAGGAAUCUCUGCUCGUCAUGUCGAGUCCGGCGCUGCUGGGCUCCAUUUUUGCAGCCGCGGGACUGCCCAUUAUUCUCUUGAAUUGA
Cordyceps militaris CM01 is the source of this 1845-nucleotide messenger RNA. RefSeq lists its product as uncharacterized. Gene Ontology annotation, cellular component: plasma membrane. Gene Ontology annotation, biological process: lipoprotein biosynthetic process. Lineage: Eukaryota; Fungi; Ascomycota; Sordariomycetes; Hypocreales; Cordycipitaceae. The transcript has a single exon. Gene Ontology annotation, molecular function: phosphatidylglycerol-prolipoprotein diacylglyceryl transferase activity. The record is from RefSeq and is a predicted model, not a curated record. The coding region runs from base 1 to 1845 and encodes 614 amino acids.